Botrytis fragariae is the source of this 225-nucleotide messenger RNA. RefSeq lists its product as uncharacterized. The record is from RefSeq and is a predicted model, not a curated record. The transcript is spliced from 3 exons. NCBI's taxonomy places the organism in Eukaryota, Fungi, Ascomycota, Leotiomycetes, Helotiales, Sclerotiniaceae. The coding region runs from base 1 to 225 and encodes 74 amino acids.
AUGCCGUACAUCCCUUCCCCGAGAAUUCUGAAACCCAAAGCAAGUCUUACAUACCGCGGAGUAUCUGGACCUGGAAUUCGGUAUCGAAAUGACCACAUUGUAAUCGAUCAAGCUGGAUCUCGCGCCUACCACAAUAAAAGAAACAUCGCAUCCGAAGAAAAUGGAGGAAAGGUGUGCGGGCAUAAUGGUAUCGUAUCCACCUGGUCAUCGCCACCGUAUCAUUGA